GUGAAAUGACAGAAUCCAUAAAGAUUAUUCAACAGGCUCUAGAAGGAAUUCCAGGAGGGCCUUACGAAAAUUUAGAAAUGCGACGUUUUGACAGAUUAAAAGAUCCUGAAUGGAAUGAUUUUGAAUAUCGGUUUAUUAGUAAAAAGCCUUCUCCAACUUUUGAAUUGUCGAAACAAGAACUUUAUGUGAGAGUUGAAGCCCCAAAAGGAGAAUUGGGGAUUUUUCUGAUAGGAGACCAGAGCGUUUUUCCUUGGAGAUGGAAAAUUCGCCCACCAGGUUUUAUCAAUUUGCAAAUUCUUCCUCAGUUAGUUAAAAGAAUGAAAUUGGCUGAUAUUAUGACAAUACUAGGUAGCAUAGAUAUCAUUAUGGGAGAAGUUGAUCGUUGAAAUGAUAAUUGAUACAACAGAAAUAGAGACUAUCAAUUCUUUUUCCAAAUUGGAAUCCUUAAAAGAAGUCUAUGGGAUCAUAUGGAUGCUUGUCCCUAUUGUGACUCUUGUAUUAGGAAUCACAAUAGGUGUACUAGUAAUUGUUUGGUUAGAAAGAGAAAUAUCUGCAGGAAUACAACAACGUAUCGGGCCUGAAUAUGCCGGCCCUUUAGGAAUUCUUCAAGCUCUAGCAGAUGGGACAAAACUACUUUUGAAAGAGAACCUUAUUCCAUCUACAGGAGAUACUCGUUUAUUCAGUAUUGGGCCAUCCAUAGCAGUAAUAUCUAUCUUUCUAAGUUAUUCAGUAAUUCCUUUUGGUGAUCACCUUGUUCUAGCCGAUCUUAGUAUUGGUGUUUUUUUUUGGAUUGCCAUUUCAAGUAUUGCUCCCGUUGGACUUCUUAUGUCGGGGUAUGGAUCAAAUAAUAAAUAUUCCUUUUUAGGUGGUCUACGGGCAGCUGCUCAAUCAAUUAGUUAUGAAAUACCAUUAGCUCUAUGUGUGUUAUCAAUAUCUCUACGUGUGAUUCGGUGAGACCUAAAAUUUAUCAAAAUUCUUUUCUUUCUAGAAACAAGGAUAAAAAGAUUUGAUUGACUAUAUAUAUUUUUAUUUUUCUUCAGCAUUUGAGUUGAUAAACUAAACCAGAUAGUUAUAUGAGUGAAAGAAAACGGCUUCUAAAUUUGCAGUAAAAAAGUUGAGUCUCAUUUCCUAUGUACAAGAAUCAAAUGGUGAAAAAAGUAAACAUAAGCAAGAGAGAUUGUUUACCCCAAGAUUCAUGAAUUGUCAUGAUAGCUUGAAGCGGGUUCAAAAGACCAACUCUAUGGAUUUUUUACUGUCUAUUACCAUAGAUGGAUUUCCACAACGGGAGGUUUUUGAAACAAAAAAUGAGUGGAUGGUUAGGAAGACCAAGAUACACAAAGGAUUAGUAAUUGAGAUUAUGUAAGUUAUCCAAGAGGAUAUUUCUGUACAUAAAAGGAAUUCAA
This is a messenger RNA of Solanum verrucosum, 1403 nucleotides long. Its product is annotated as NAD(P)H-quinone oxidoreductase subunit 1, chloroplastic. Lineage: Eukaryota; Viridiplantae; Streptophyta; Magnoliopsida; Solanales; Solanaceae. Gene Ontology annotation, molecular function: NADH dehydrogenase activity. The record is from RefSeq and is a predicted model, not a curated record. Bases 388 to 954 code for a protein of 188 amino acids. Gene Ontology annotation, biological process: aerobic respiration. Gene Ontology annotation, cellular component: membrane. The transcript has a single exon.